GGAGGGGCUUAUUUAUGAUUUAACAAACAUGUCUGGUUACGAAGUGUCGGUACAGCAGCUCAAUGAUUUGUGUGCGAACAGUGAAGGUUGCUACCAAAUGCCAACACACGAUGUCGACGAGGUGUUCCCUCGAAUAUAUGUUGGAAACGCGUCUGUUGCCAUGAACAAGAUGCGUUUAAAGAAACUAGGUAUCACCCAUGUCCUGAACGCAGCAGAGGGGAAAUCCUUAAUGCAUGUCGACACCAACGCCGAGUUCUAUGCCGGCACGGGCAUCACAUAUCACGGCAUGCCCGCCAGCGACACGGACCACUUCAAUCUCAGCAUCUACUUUGAGGAGGGGUCUGAUUUUAUUGAGAAGGCCCUGGCACACAACGAUGGGAAAGGGAAAGUGUACGUCCACUGCAGAGAGGGUUACAGCCGCUCCCCGACGCUGGUCAUUGCCUACCUGAUGCUGAGCUGUGGGAUGGAUGUUCGCACCGCCUUGGCCACAGUGCGACAGAAGAGAGAGAUCGGUCCUAACGAUGGCUUUCUACGCCAGCUGUGUCACCUCAACGAGACGCUGGCUGCCAAAGGAAAGUGAUGCUUUCCGCAGCUUUUUCUUUUUCUCCUGUGAAGCAUAAUGCAUUACAAACAAUGUUCUUUGAACCUUCUAGUACUUUACCUUCUAGUACUUUUCAAAGCCACAAACCUAAAAGUCCUGUCAAUUAAGUGUUCCAUUUUAUUGUAUAAAGUAUUUUUUUUUGCUGCAGUUAAAGUUCUUAUACAGAUGUCCAGCAUAAAACCCCAAAGAGCUAACAACAACAAGAAAUGAAUGCACAGUGGCUGGGAAAAAGUUCCCAGGUAUUCAGAACACCUGGAAAGUAUCUUCCAGUUAAUUUACUGUACAUGUACACAGACACACACAUAGAGACACGCAACCUCUUACUGAUAACUGUGUCUUGUGGGCUAGACUGUUUCUUUAAUUAUGGCCUGUCUUGUGAUCACCAUCCAGAAACGCACUGUUGAAUCCUCCCAGUGAGGAAUAAGGCUGUUAACAUCCCUCCAUAGCCACGGGAGGUGGUGGGGCUGGAGGUGCUGCUCUGCCUCUGUGUUUCCUACAAUUCCUUUUUUGUCUUGGUGUUUAGGGGUACAUUUAUAAAUAGUUUACAUUCAGAUGCACAAUGUUACACACUUCAUGGAAAUGUUGUUACUGUUUACAUGCGGCCAAAUAUUUUACGAUAAUUGUGCUAUGUUCUUACACUCGCACAAAUGCAUACACAGAGCACAUGACGACUGAACUAAGACCCCUGACCUGUCAUUUGUUUCUUAAUUCAGUGUUUGAGAUCACAGGUUGCGAGUUACCAUAUUAAUAUGCAUCCAAAUCACUGUACUGAGAUUAGAUUCAACUUUAUUGUCAUUGAACAGUACAAGUACAGUGCGAUGAAAUGCAAUUAGCUUUUAACCAGAAGUGCAAAUAGAGGAGGGCAGAAAAUAAGUACUUACAAGUAUUACGCAUGUGUAUAUUACCAGUGGAAUGUAUAGAUGUGCAAUGAAGGCAAAUGCAGUACAAAUGGCAAUACUAAAUAUGCAGUUAAGGCAAAUAGAGGGCAAUAGAUGUACAAGUAUUAAAUAUAGACUAUGUUACAAGUGUGGUAAUAGUUGUUCGGGUACAAACUGCAAAUUCUAAAUGGCAUUCUAGAUAUGCAGAUGAGGCAAAUUGAAGGAGUAAAGUAGUAUGUGCAACCGGAAUGCAGAGAGGUUAGCAAUGAGAUCCAUGAGGUAGACAUGCGUAUGUAACAACUGUAAAAAUGCAAGCACGAUGGCAAUUCUGCAUGUGCAACUGAAAUGCAGGAAUAGCAGCGGUGAGGUUCCUGAGGGACACAUGUACCUGUAACAACUGAAAAUGUCUGUUAUCAGGCUUUGCAAGACAGUGUCGGAGUAGUACAAGGGAGUUGUGCAACAAAGUCUCUGAAAGGCAGGGGGGGGGUGGUAUGGUAAGUGAUGGGUCACAGUGUUCUCUGGGUUACAGAGUAGAGCAGGGUUACUUAGUAGAAGGGAAGAAACUGUUCCUGAGCCUGUUGGUGCGGGAUCGGAGAGACCUGCCUGAUAGUAGGAGGGCAACAGUUGGUGUCAUGGAUGUGAAGGGUCCCUGAUGAUCCCACGUGCCCUGUGCAGAUACUGCUUGCACUGGAGGUCUGCGGUGGCAUGAAGCUGGGCACUAGUGAUGUGCUGGGUGGUUUUCAUUACCUGUUGCAGGGCCUAUGGGCUAUGGAGCAGCUGCUAAACCACACUAUGUUGGAGUUUGUCAUAAUACUCUCGAUUGUGCAGCGGUAAAAGUUCACAAGGAUCUUGGGGGACAGGUGGGCUUUCUUUAGCAAUCUCAAAAGGCGCUGCUGCGCCUUUUUGACCUGGGCUGAGAUGUUGAGGGACCAGGAGAGUUCCUCGGAGAUGUGGACAGGAAUUUUAAGCUUGUCACAUGCUCCACCUCUACCAUCGAUGAGAACUGGGGCAUGACUGCAGCCUUAAGACUUCAUUAUGAUGACACUGACAGAAUAUGAUCUUUUAUUCAAUUAACCCUUUGUUGUAUAAGAUGUAUGGUUAGCCUGCUUUCUUGCUGUUUUAAUUUGUGCAUAAAACAUGAUAAAAAAAAAACAUAAAUUGUCUUUCCUCUAUUUCUGAGUCAUUAUACAAAGUAUGUAUCAAUUGCUGAGGCAGAGUUCUUCCUCUGUCCAAUGUCUGUGUUCUUUUGCCCAUCUUAAAAUGUUCCUUUUAUUGGCCAGUCUGCCUGGAAUGCCAGCAUCCCAGAGUUGCUUCUUCACUUUUGUCAUUGACACUGGUGUUUUGUGGGUACUAUUUAUUCAGGUUACCAGUUGAGGACCUGUGUGGUGUCUGUUUCCCAGACUAGACACUAAUUAAUUAUUGUCAAGAGGACAAUUAGUAAUUGAGCUCUUGCUCAGUUGUGCACUGGAAAAUUCCACUCUUUCUGUUCUGUUUAGAGCCAGUUAGUGCUAUUCUGUGGAGUAGGACACAACAUUGUAUGAGGUCUUCAGAUUCAGAAGAAAGAAAUAUUUGUUUCUGGUCAUUUUGAGCCUGUAAUGAAACCCAAACUGCUGCUGAAGAAACUGAACUAGUGUAAAGUCCAGUUUUAUUGCUUCCCGUUUUCAGUUGUGCUAACAUACACUGCUU
Messenger RNA from Esox lucius (northern pike), 3165 nucleotides. RefSeq names its product dual specificity protein phosphatase 3. The transcript has 3 exons. The record is from RefSeq and is a predicted model, not a curated record. Bases 29 to 580 code for a protein of 183 amino acids. Gene Ontology annotation, molecular function: MAP kinase phosphatase activity; protein tyrosine/serine/threonine phosphatase activity. Gene Ontology annotation, cellular component: cytoplasm. Gene Ontology annotation, biological process: negative regulation of MAPK cascade; protein dephosphorylation. NCBI's taxonomy places the organism in Eukaryota, Metazoa, Chordata, Actinopteri, Esociformes, Esocidae.